Nelumbo nucifera (sacred lotus) is the source of this 1020-nucleotide messenger RNA. Its product is annotated as NADH-ubiquinone oxidoreductase 20 kDa subunit. Lineage: Eukaryota; Viridiplantae; Streptophyta; Magnoliopsida; Proteales; Nelumbonaceae. The record is from RefSeq and is a predicted model, not a curated record. Gene Ontology annotation, biological process: electron transport coupled proton transport; mitochondrial respiratory chain complex I assembly; aerobic respiration. Gene Ontology annotation, molecular function: quinone binding; NADH dehydrogenase (ubiquinone) activity; 4 iron, 4 sulfur cluster binding. Gene Ontology annotation, cellular component: respiratory chain complex I.
AGGAAAUCGAAAGAGAGAGAUUUUCAGGGCGUUCGUUCAGAGGUUCACUCUACACGUUCACUUUUCAGAGCUUCACCUGUGAACUGCAACCUACGAGACCAGAAUAAGGCGACACUCUUCUUCAAUUUUUCUCCUCUGCAGACGAACGAUCCCAUGGCCUUUCUUCCAAAAGCAGCGCGUCUUGCCCUAAUUUCAUCCCAAAGGGCCGCGUCGAUCCACACAACGCUUCCGGCGUUGUCGUCGACGCCGGCAACCUCGUCCACGUCACCCGCACCUUAUGCCCGCCCCCCACCACCUUCGCCGGCCGGUCUGUCCAAGGCCGCGGAGUACGUGAUUUCGAAGGUGGACGAUCUGAUGAAUUGGGCACGCCGUGGAUCCAUCUGGCCCAUGACCUUCGGUCUUGCUUGCUGCGCCGUCGAGAUGAUGCACACCGGUGCGGCCCGUUACGACUUGGAUCGCUUUGGUAUAAUCUUCAGACCUAGUCCGAGGCAGUCGGAUUGCAUGAUCGUAGCUGGGACCUUGACCAAUAAGAUGGCUCCCGCUCUUCGCAAGGUUUAUGACCAAAUGCCUGAGCCACGAUGGGUCAUCUCUAUGGGAAGCUGUGCAAAUGGUGGUGGUUACUACCACUACUCGUAUUCUGUUGUUCGGGGUUGUGACAGAAUUGUUCCAGUUGACAUCUAUGUCCCUGGCUGCCCCCCUACAGCUGAGGCUCUACUCUAUGGACUUCUCCAGCUGCAGAAAAAGAUUAAUAGGCGAAAGGAUUUCCUUAUUUGGUGGACCAAGUGAGGGCUUGCUACUUGUUGUUGGCUUUUGAUCUAGUGUGUCAUUUGAACUUACGUUUCUGCAAAGGAAUAAUAAAUUCAGUUCUGGAAGAACCAUUAGCUGUGUACUGUUAUCCUCUCUUAUAUUUAAAUGCAGUUGAAGGGAGUUUGCUCACAUUGCCGUGCAUAUAAGAGAAUCAGAGAAACGAUGUUUUUAUAUAUUGUUGAAUGACUUACUGUCCUUUUAGUUUUGCUUUUU